AUGGCUGCAUCCCUGGUGUUCAGACUGCAUGACAGAGGCCCAGAGCUGGUGAGGGAGGUGCUUCUGGAGCGAGGAUGGGAGGAAUACGAUGAAGGAGAGCGCGAGGAGGAAGAUUGGAACCUCUACUGGCGGGGCUCUGCAUUUCGCACCUCAGAAUAUCACAACCUACUGCCAUGGCAACGCCUAAACCACCACCCCAAAACUAUUGGCAUCACACGGAAGGACUGCCUGGCACGCAACCUGAGGAGAAUGAAAGCAGCAUUGGGUUCAUCUCUCUAUGACUUCAGUCCCACCGUCUUCAUCCUCCCCAACGACUACACCCGCUUCCUGGCCGAGUACAACAAACUGCGUCUGGUGAGAGGACCGUACUGGAUAUGUAAACCCGUGGAUCUCUCCAGAGGCAGAGGGAUCUUCAUCUUCGAGGACAUUAGGGACUUGGCCUACGACUGCUCUGUCAUCGUGCAGAGGUACAUUAGCAACCCUUUGCUGAUCUCGGGUUACAAGUUUGAUCUGAGGAUCUACGUGUGCGUCAAGAGCUUUCAUCCACUGACUGUUUACAUUCACCAAGAAGGCCUGGUGCGUUUCUCCACUGAGAAAUACAACCUGUCGUCUCUGCACAACUUGUACGCUCACCUCACCAACACCAGCAUCAAUAAGUUUGGGCCGUUCUACAGAACCGACAAGGGGAAGGUGGGGCAGGGAUGCAAGUGGACCAUGAGCAAGUUCAGACACUUUCUCCACAGCCUAGACAUCAACGAGCUUCUUUUGUGGCAGAGGAUCAGCAACAUCGUCACUCUGACCCUCCUCACCAUCGCUCCGUCCGUCCCCUCGUGUCCGAACUGUGUGGAGCUGUUUGGAUUUGAUAUCCUCAUUGAUGCCAAGUUUAAACCCUGGCUGCUAGAAGUCAACUACAGCCCUGCGCUGACUCUGGACUGCCAAGCGGACAUUACAGUGAAGAAAGGGCUAAUCGGUGAUCUGAUCGAUUUGAUGAACUACACGGCAAUUGACGGCUUAAGAGAGAGAGCUUAUCAGAAACAUCGGUACAAGCAACCUUGUUUCAACACUAACCACGCCUCACAUAUUUCUAUACCUGUGAUUUCCCAGUUAAAAGAGCCCAAACUUCAGAGGAAGAGGAGAGGUAGCAAAGCCCAACAAACUCAGACACUUCCUCUGCUAAAACCUCUUCGCCAGUCGGAAAAGACGAACAAAAGACAGUCUAGACGACAUGCCGACUACCAAAGGCACCUUCCCCCUGUUGAGUUGGACAACAUAUACGCAGUCCGGGGUAGAGUGAUUAACACUCCAAAGACCCACACCGACCAGACCCUGAACCUGAUACUCGGCCCACAUUCAAGGACAAACGUGUCAGCGGUAAACAGGCAGACGCGUCCAGCUCUUGCAUCGAACCUGACACACAACAGGAGUCUUCACGUGUCUGAGGUUACAAACCAUGACAACACUGAAACAGAAGCUGAGAUCUCAGGAGAAGCAGACGCUUCCUCUUCGAUACCUGACACCCAGCAGAGGAGGCUGGGACUCAGACGCUCUGCUGUGGCCUGGAAGCUCCCAAACAUUUACAGUGGGAGUCAAAGGCCAGUAAGGAUCCCUGUGGAAGAAAACACAGCGCUGAAUGGACAACACAUUCCUCCGCUCAGGGUCGGUGACUUCAUACGGACAUUCCCAUUCAACAGAGCCACUCUGAAAGCCUCACAACAUAAACUAGACGUCACAGCAAUCAUACAGGAGCUUCACAAACUGACUGGACAGCUGGCUUUAGGCCGUUUGGACAAGACAAAGAGGAGGAGAGAGGAAGAGGUGAAGAAGAACACGGAGGGUGAAGAUGACUUUGAUUCACUGUUGUGGGGGCCAAAAGAUCCUCCACUGCUCAUAGAACUCAUAGAAAAUAGACAAAAAAUCAAGGAAUAGAC
Stegastes partitus (bicolor damselfish) is the source of this 1928-nucleotide messenger RNA. RefSeq names its product tubulin tyrosine ligase-like family, member 2 (gene ttll2). NCBI's taxonomy places the organism in Eukaryota, Metazoa, Chordata, Actinopteri, Pomacentridae. Gene Ontology annotation, molecular function: tubulin binding; tubulin-glutamic acid ligase activity. Gene Ontology annotation, cellular component: ciliary basal body. The transcript is spliced from 3 exons. The record is from RefSeq and is a predicted model, not a curated record. The coding region runs from base 1 to 1926 and encodes 641 amino acids. Gene Ontology annotation, biological process: protein polyglutamylation; microtubule cytoskeleton organization.